Molecule: messenger RNA, 4250 nt
Organism: Puntigrus tetrazona (Sumatra barb)
Lineage: Eukaryota; Metazoa; Chordata; Actinopteri; Cypriniformes; Cyprinidae
Product: protein-tyrosine kinase 2-beta-like
Exons: 31
Coding region: 228-3245 (1005 amino acids)
Biological process (GO): protein phosphorylation; signal complex assembly
Cellular component (GO): focal adhesion; cytoskeleton
Molecular function (GO): protein tyrosine kinase activity; ATP binding
Source: RefSeq, a predicted model, not a curated record
UCUGUCUGAGAAACCUGCUAUCGACGAUUUAAUAGUGAGAUCUGCCUCGGCGUUUGUUUAGUGUUUAGAAGAAGUUUAAGGCAGUCUAACUAAGUUUUUCCACCCUAAACUAUAAGUGCAAGGCAAUACAGGACCUCCGUAUUCGGCUCUUUUGGGUGAGAUAGAUUAUGUUCCAGUAAACCAUAUAUGAGAUGAUUAUGUAAUGGUGUGUGGAUAUCUUUGAGGACAUGGCGAGCGAUGCAAGCACCCUUUCCUGGAAGGUACCCACGCAGGACUGGGAUGGGGGCAUCAAAAGCCCUGACCUGGGUCCUGUUGGAGAUGGCGGUCCCGUGAAGAUCAUCAAAGUGUGCUUCAGCAGCAGCAACAACCUCAGCAAAAACUUCAAACUGGUCAAAUGUGACAGCUCAUGGCAGAUGAAGACAAUAAUUCAGUCUAUUCUGAUCAGUGGGCGUUUGGGCCCAAAUGUGCAAAACCCCGGAUGCUUUGGGCUGAGGCUUAAACACCUCAAAUCUGAGGAGCUCCACUGGCUUCAUCCAGACCUGACUGUAGGAGAGGUUGAGCAGCGCUACGAAAGCCAUCACGCCGAGGCGGAGUGGAGAUAUGAUCUUAGGAUUCGCUACAUUCCCACUGAUUUCAUGAAGAGGUUAAAAGAGGACAGGACAUUCCUUUUGUAUUUCUAUCAACAGGUGCGUUGUGACUACAUGCAGCAUCAUGCUAGCAAAGUUAGCGACGGCAUGGCACUCCAGCUGGGCUGUUUGGAGAUCAGGAGGUUUUACAAAGACAUGAAUGCCAAAGGUCUAGAGAAAAAGUCCAAUUUUGACUUGUUAGAAAAAGAUGUUGGUCUGGACCUGUUCUUUCCUAAGGGACUUAUUGACAGUAUGAAGCCCAAGCCGCUGAGGAAACUCAUCCAGCAAACGUUUCAGCAGUAUGCAUUACUAAAGGAGGACGAGUGUAUGAUCAAGUUCUUCGAGACCUAUGGGGAAUUCUCCAACUUUGACGAGGAAAUAUUUCCUUGCGAGCUAGUGCAAGGUUGGAGUUUAGCAGUGGAUUUAGUCAUUGGUCCCAAAGGCAUUCGGCAGCGUACCAAAGCAGACUCCACCGCUGUUUGCCUUGCUGAAUUUAAACAGAUCCGAUGUAUCAAGUAUAACACACAGAGUGAUGGCAGAACGUUGUUGCUUAUCGAAAUUGAGGGUGCCAAACAGCCUCUUUCCAUCAGUGUGGCGUCUCUGGCCAUUGCGGAGAACAUGGCUGAUCUGAUCGAUGGCUACUGUCGGUUGCUUAACCACACAGACUCAUCUUUGAUAGCUGGUCCAAAUAAAAGUAAAUCUCCUAAAGGUGUGCAGUUGCGCAACUCUCUCCCUGAAAUUCCCUCCAGUAAGAAGACAGAAAGCUUCAGAUACAGCAACUCUGAUAUAUACUGUGAAAUCCCGGAUGAAAAGCCGCCACCACCUGCUAAGGUUGGACUCAACAGGAAAGAUAUUAUCCUGAAAUGUAUGCUGGGCGAAGGUUUCUUUGGGGAGGUUCAUGAAGGAGUUUACCAUAAAAAGAAUGGGGAGAAGAUCAGUGUUGCGGUGAAGACCUGUAAAGAAUGUGCACCUGACGUCAGAGAGAAGUUUGUGGGUGAAGCUGUAAUCAUGAAGAACCUGGACCAUCCGCACAUAGUGCGACUGAUUGGAGUGAUUGAGGAAGACCCGGUAUGGAUCGUCAUGGAGCUGUGUCAGCACGGGGAGCUGGGGAAGUACUUGACAAAAUGUCAGCAGAGUUUGACCAGUAUAACUCUGGUACUCUUCAGCCUACAGAUCUGCAAAGCGCUUGUUUACCUACAGGGAAUGAACAUGGUCCACAGAGACAUAGCUGUACGAAAUAUACUUGUUGCCACACCUGACUCGGUGAAGCUGGGUGACUUUGGCCUUUCCAGAUACAUAGAGGAUGAAGAAUAUUACAAAGCAUCUGUUACUCGUUUACCGAUCAAAUGGAUGGCUCCUGAAUCUAUUAACUUCAGACGCUUCACCGCAGCCAGUGACGUGUGGAUGUACGCUGUGUGUGUGUGGGAGAUUAUGAGCCGGGGUAAACAGCCGUUCCACUGGCUGGACAACCGAGAUGUGAUUAACCAGCUGGAGCAGGGCAACCGGUUGCCCAAACCUGAGCAGUGCCCUCCUGCCCUGUACUCUCUCAUGACCCGCUGCUGGAGCUACGACCCCCGCGAGAGACCCACCUUCACCGAACUGGCCUGCAACAUCAGUGAUGUCCACCAAAUGGAGAAGGAGUUAGAGGUGGAGAGAGAGAGAGACAAAUCCCGUAACACCCGGGUCCUGGAUCCCAAGCUUAACAUUAGUGAACCUCCACCAAAACCUUCCAGAGUCAAUACCAGCCGUUUCGGAAAUACCCUUGGUGUCGGCCUACAUCUUCAGCUUAAUGAGGCUUUAUGUGCCAGUUCACCAGACCUGGCCAGCCCAUGUGAUUACCAGUCACCUGUGGACUCAACUAGCAUCCUCGCCAUAACCACAUCCCCACCUCGUCGCCGCAGUCUUGGGGAGGCUGAGUUCAGUUUCGGGCCGACCAGUAAGGAAGAUGCUCAGCGGCUGUGGCAGGUAGAGAAGGAGCGCAUGCAGGAUACUUUGAAGAUGCAGAAAGAACAGAUGGAGGAGGACACAAAAUGGUUAAAAAAGGAGGAGAAGCUUCUGGACCCAAUGGUUCAGGAAAACACAAGCAUUCCUGAGACACCUGAACCACCACUUAGUUACGCCGAACUCCGUCAACCUCCUUCAAAACCACCUAGAAUUGCAGUGCAGCCUGCGCCUACAGCUGAGCUGGACCGCUCAGAGGACAGUGUGUACCAGUGUGUCAUGGACGUAGUGAAAGUGGUAGUGCAGCUAAAAAACGACAUCAACACACUGACAUCUACUGAUUACAUAUCCCCAGUCAAGACUGUGGGACUCUCGUUAAGAAAUCUGAUCAACAGUGUGGGUGAUAUACUACCAACCCUGCAUGAUUCCUGUAGAACAGAGAUCGAAGGCACUCAGAAGUUGUUGAAUAAGGACCUGGCUGAGCUCAUCAGUAAAAUGCGUCUGGCCCAGCAGAACGCCAUCACCUCUCUGAAGGAAGAGUGUAAGAAACAGAUGCUGGCAGCAGCCCACACUUUGGCCAUGGAUGCCAAGAACCUGCUAGAUGCUGUAGACCAGGCCCGAGUGCGCUCAAACUUGGCCAAACCCAAACCUGAUGACCCAAACUCACCGACGGACUAGAAGAGCAUCUUGGGACAUGCCGACUCACAGCUUCAGUAUAGGACACUCUGAUACAUCCAUAUAAGUUUGAAAUGCAGUAACAGGACAAAACCAACACCAGUGACAGACAUGAAACAGCCAAUAGAAAUUGAGGCAGCUCUUGCACUGCAGUUAUAUCAUGUAAAGUGCUUCGUGCAAACAUUUAAGAUUUAGAACACCGAUCAAGCCGGAGGGGGUAUUCCAGAAAGCAGGGGUUAUCUUACAGUCACCUAUAUCCAGAACUGGUUGAUUUAAAUUGUGCUUGCAGUUUGCUUUUAGCCGUUUUUCUUCAAUGUUGGAGUAAUGUGUUGUAUUUUUAUAAUAAAAAUACAUUACAAAAAUGUCCUGUAGAAAAAAACACUCACAUUUUGAACACAUUCAAAAUGUGUGUCAUGGGAAUAAAUUUGAUUUAACUAAAUGUUGAUUUGUUAUAAUAGUGCUUUAAAACAUUUGUCACUGAAGCCUCAUCAAAAGCGAACUUGCAUGUAAGUGCUGAAUACCUCUGAAAUUAUAACCUUUCCUUAUAUAAUGAGCUCCACACCAGAUAAUGUUCAGAGAAUUUGUUAUAGCUACCUGAAAGUUUUUGGUUUUGGAGAUGAAAGUUGAGGUUAUUCAUGUACUUAUCCAUGAACUAUACUUAAGCUACCCCCAAGCAUUUUUGGUUACUUUGAUUCUAAAUCUUCUUUUAAGAAAAGUCUUGUACAAAUGUUAAUAACGUAGCUUGCUGAAUCCUCCACAGUACACGACCCAACAUUCAUCUGGACAUCUUGUCUUAUUAAAUAUGUGUUUAUAUUGUAGACCAAAACAAUGCAAGAGAGAUUCACGUCAUGCACAAAUAUUCUUUUUUAUUCUUUGAAAACAACAUUAAAAGGUGCCGUUACUUGUAAACGUGACUUUUACGAGACAGAACAGAACAAGAGACACGUAAGAUAACGGAUGUAAGUCUUUAUAUCCGUGUCUUUAUUAAAGGGAACAUUUCCUCCAAAA